AUGAAGCAGCUUCUCCUCGCUGUUUUGCUCACAGCUCUCGCUACAGCUGCACCGAUGACUUCAGUGGAGCGCCGCGAUGGGACGACCGAAUUUGAUCCCGAUUAUGGCUUCAAGGCCAAGCGCGAUGGAAACACAGAAUUCGAUCCCGAUUAUGGCUUCAAGGUCAAGCGCGAUGGAAACACAGAAUUCGAUCCCGACUAUGGUUUCAAGGUCAAGCGCGAUGGCAACACAGAAUUCGAUCCCGAUUAUGGCUUCUAG
Molecule: messenger RNA, 258 nt
Organism: Aspergillus tanneri
Lineage: Eukaryota; Fungi; Ascomycota; Eurotiomycetes; Eurotiales; Aspergillaceae
Exons: 2
Coding region: 1-258 (85 amino acids)
Source: RefSeq, a predicted model, not a curated record